CCUCGCAGAAUGAAUGGCACAGAUGUUGGAUAAGACGGUACCCGUUGGCUGCCUUGUUUUUGUUGUUGUUUUCAGCCAACUUCUGCCUGCUCUUUCCCAUCUAGACCAAAAAAAAGACCCACAGAGGAAAAUGACCAGAGACCAAAAAGGAACAAAAUAGAAUGGGUGAGAUGAAGGGCAUCAUCUUAAUCCAUCUUAAAAGCAUGUAGGUUGGAAUUGUGCAGCAGUAAAGUUCCGUUUUUUUAAGAGUGUUGCAGCAGAAGUAAUGCAGCUUUUGGGACACGCAUCUCGGAAGUGAAGGUAGUGCCUGUGGACUUAGGAUGAAGGUCAGUGCUUGGCUUCUCUGUGCAUCUUGGCUCUACACGUGGGCUGAGUACUCUCAGAGGUGCAAAUGUCAAGACCUCUGUCCAACAGAACUCGAGGAUAAGAGGUCAAAGACCCGCUUCAAGGUGCAUUUUGGUAAUGCUCUUGGACACCAGCACAUACAUGUCAGGAGCAGGACACACCACAGAAAAGGCUCCAGAGUUUGUGCUGAUGAUGUGGCCCCCCGCAUCGUCCACCACCCCUCUGAUGUGGUGGUGAAAUCUGGGAAACCUGCCACCUUCUCCUGCCGGGCGGAUGGCAACCCUAAGCCGACCAUUGAGUGGCUGCACGAUGGCCAGCCCCUGGAGGUCACAAAGGGAGAUGGCCAGCUACAGCCCAUGUUUUUGUCAGAUGAUAGGCUCUUCUUCCUGAGUGUGGGUGUGGGUAGGCGUGGCCAGUCCCAUGAGGGCAUCUACACCUGUGUGGCCAGGAACAGUGCAGGCACGGCCAUCAGCCACAAUGCAUCACUGCACAUUGCAACACUACAAGAGGCGUUCACUGUACAGCCCAAUGAUGUCGAGGUGGCUGAGGGAGAAGUGGCUGUCUUAAACUGUGGACCACCUGUGGGACACCCAGAGCCUAAUAUAAUUUGGAGGAAAGACGGCCUGCCAGUCAACAUCACUGACUUCCACUACACGGAGUUCAAUGGGAAGCUCAUCAUCGAUCCUGCAGAGAAGAACCACUCUGGUGCCUAUGUGUGUGUGGCCAGCAACACUAUGGGGGUGCGAGAGAGCAGGGCAGCGCGGCUCACUGUGCUCGCAAAACCUGUUUUGGUGCUGAAGCCGGAGAACGUGUCAGUGAGAAUCGGGGAGUCUGCCCAGUUCUACUGCCAAGCCAAAGGUGACCCUCCACCUGCUGUGGUCUGGAGCAGAGAGCAGGGACCACUGCCCAAUGGCAGGUAUCUUGUGAACCCAGACCAGACACUCCAGGUACAUUAUCUGACACUUCAAGAUGCUGGCAAGUACACCUGCACUGCAGUCAAUGAUGUAGGUGUGGUCAGUGCUACCGCGCACCUACUCGUUGAAGCUUCCAGCACAAAACAGAAAGACCUCCACAAAGAACUGUCAGCCCUGCGUGUGACUCUAGAAAAUGUCACCAUCAUGGCCCCGGGGUCCAACAUGUCGCACGUACACUGGGAGCUCCAGUCCCUCAACACUCAACCUCAUUACCUCGAUGGCUUUGAGGUUCUCUAUCGUUCUCUGUUACCCGCCAGCUCAGACUGGGUGGCAAAAAAAGUGACGGUGCCGAGUUUUCAAGCACAGGUUGGCCCAUUAAAGAGAGGCUACAAGUAUGAGUUUAAGGUUCGUCCAUACGGCAGCCACUUGUAUGGACGGGAGAGUAACACCCAGCUCCUCAGAGUCCCAGAGACAGUGCCCGGUGCCGCUCCGCUAGCUGUGUCUAUAACUGUCAGUCAUAAUCACAAUAACUCUAUCCACCUGAACUGGGAGCCUCCUCCUUCGGAAUCUCUCAAUGGGAUCAUACAGGGUUACCAGGUGUGGUGUGUGGAGUCGGAUGAGCAGCAGUACCAAAACUGGACCGUUGAUCGCAGCCGGCACAGUCUUGAUGUAUAUUCCUUGCAACCAGGGAAACGUUACUGGAUUACUAUUGCCGCAGUCAAUGGUGCUGGAGUAGGAACGCUCAGUGACCCUCAUGGAUUUGUCAUAAACCCACAGCUAGGGUUUACCUCUGAGACAGACAGCCACAGACUGGAUCAGUCUGCUUUUGUGGCCCUGCUUCAGGACCCAAUAUUGAUUGGCAGCAUUGGUGCCCUCUUGUGGUGCUUUUUGAUGAUUGCAGCUGUCUGCCUUCUAAAACGCCACAGCAGGAUGUGCAUACCAGGACGUCACCGGGCUAAAAGUUUGCAUAGACUGGCCACUGAAGAUCUCUUCAUAAAUCACAGGAUAACAGCUCCAGACUCUCCUUGGAUUUCUCGGGGUUGGACACCAGCGUUGAACCAGAAGUACCAAGACUUGUGGGCUCAAGGUCAUAAACAUUCAGGGAUCAGGAGUGCAAGCUUUCCAGUGCCAACCAAUAAGGACCCAAGCCGCUUGGACCCAGCUGCUCCAGUUGUGACUGACAGCUGCAGUGUGUACGGCACCUUUUAUGUUGACCUGAUGGGAAACGGGCUCAAGACCUUCAACAGUCCCAGGCGUUGCCCUAAAAUGCCUCAUGGUCUGCCCCAACAGCAAGGAGCUGAGACCAUUCAGAUAUUCACUCAGUCUGCUCCUAAGACCUCACCCCUCACUAAACGGGGCGUGUUACCAUGGAAACAGCCCAUACGACCUCAGCCCAAGAUGGGUGUGCUGAGGGAAAAGAGCCACAUCAAGCAAGAGUUGCACGCAGUGAGCAGUGUCCCCAUCGUAACAACCGGGGACCAGGCUGGUCCCGCUAGUGUCUGCAAACAGAGAUUUAGUCACGUCCCAUCAGAGUAUAAUCGAGGUGCGGGCUGUCCUCGGCUGCUGCAUUACUCUGCAUCCCUUCACCUAUUGGACAUGUGGACACCACCGCCACUGUUGCACCUGGAGGAAGACCCAGACACUCACAGUGUGACCACAGACGAAGGAGCGACGUCUUCCUGUCUCCUUAAAAGACUGAAGAUGGGUCGUGGAUUUUCCAGCAUGACCAUGACCCAAAACAUACGACCAAGAUCCAGUCGUUCCACAAAGAUGACAGUUGACCUGGGCUCCCUUCAGUCAGUGUGUGGUACCCCAGGCUACCAUGCACAGCCGGGGGCCACCGCCUCCAACGACAGCCGCCCCCCUUACAGCCACUUGUCCACUUCAUCCUAUGUUGCAUCUCUGGAUGAAGAAAAGGGUGGCACACUGACAGCACAGGAAGCCACCCAGUAUCUGGAGCUUCACCCCGAACCUGAGGAAUCAAGUGCCCUUUCUGGGCAACGUGCCUCCCGUCUCCAUCCUCUGACCACCAGCAUGAGCUACAAUGCCGAGCUAGUCCCCUCUGCCCAGAUGGACUGUAACACUUCCUAUCAGGUGCCACCCAUUGGGCUGCACCAUGCCCGCCUUCAGAGCUCUCCUUCCUCCUGUUACAGCGAAUGGGACGGCUCCCUGUGGAACACCUGGAGCUCGAUCACAGACGGAAACUUUGCGAGCGCCCGUGCCAGCCUCAUCAGCUCAGUGGACAGCUGCUACACUAAUGACAGUAGUAACUUUACCCGCUUUGUGGCGGCGGAGUCUGUUAGUGGAGCCUCUUUGUCAGAUUUCUCUCCGCCCGCAUCCCCUCUCAGCGCCCUGUACCCGUCAUUGCGUGCCGAGGGCAACUCGAUCAGGGAGAUGGAGGCUCUUCCUGCGUGGGACUGGAGCAGGAACUGGAUGGAGGAAAUGGAGGCUGAGUACAGUGCAGCCCGCUAUCCUGGCAGGAAUGCAAACCCUUUUCACACUUAGCUUUGUCAAACACACCAACUGGGAAUGCUACAGGUUUGGUAGAAUAGAUAAACGUCUAACAGUUGAGCGAAGAGUAACUUUGUGAUGUUUAGAGCUUUUGAUGCAUGUGGGAUGUUGCUUUUCUGUAACAGUCGUCUCAGGUUGCCUUACGGCCUCAUCUUUCUUUGUCUCAUUAGGGAGAUAAACCAUCCUCAGGAUGUUCUUGAGCGUUAGAUUUUCCUCCCAGCGGAUACGUAUCAACGUGGCGCAUCUUCAUUGCAUUGCUUUUAUUGGGAAUAUGAAAUUCUCACUGCUGAGAAUUUCCUUUUCUCCGUCCUCCUCCUUUUUUUAUUCCAAGAUAUUGUUUUAUUUUGUAAUAGUUGCAGUGAUGUGCCCCCUUCCUGAUUUGUCGCACUUGUGUGUUUCAAAGAGACUUAAAUAUGAGACGGAGAUAACCGAAGUAAACACAAAAACCUGUGAUGGUUUUAUUUAUUCAGGUGAAAUUUUAGGAUGAAGCUAGCGAUUCACCAUUCAUGGCCCCGCACAUUUGUGCAUUUUCGGUGAAAAAAGUUCAUGUCAUUCACCAGAAGUCGAUAAGAAUGAAGAAACAGGUGAUAACGCAGGUAAAAUGCACAGCGUACACGUACCACCGAUUUUUAAAAAAGCAGACAAUUUUUUACAUGUUCAUGUCUUUAUGUUUCACUGAUGAUGUUUUUUUUGUCAAGCGUUGAAAUUUCCCAUUUUGUCCGGCAGUCCUUGAACGCACCAUAGUUUGACUCUGAUUCCAUGUGUUGCAGUGGUGAGUACCUUUUGUACUUGAAAUGCGUAAGGCAUAUUUCGGGCUUAAAGAUGGAUUGUGUCAUGAGGGAACAAUGGCAAUUGAAGAGAGAAGGGGAGGUCAUUGGAGCUGAAUCUAAUCUUACAAUUCCAGCAGACACUUUUAUUGCAAAUGAUACGAAACCAUCAGCGUCAAGCUAGCAGGAGGGUUUUGAGCAAUUACUUUUUUUUCUUGCUAGUUUAUUGCUCUGUUAAAUUGAGUUAUCUUUGACUAAUAUUUUAGUCUGUUUGAUGAUUUCAAACAUUUAAGUGUGACAAACAUGCAAAAAAAAAAAGAAAUCAGGAAAGGGGCAAAUACUUUUUCACAACACGAUAUCUUUUGUCGUACUUAAAUCGUAGUUGCAGUGUUUUAGAAGUAGAAGUACGUUGUUUUUUUAUUAUUAUUAUUCACAUUUAACUGAACUAACUUAGCACUAGACUGUAAGCUUGAACACCACCGACGCUUUUCUUCUUUGGCUUUUCAUUUUCCACAGUUGACAUGUAUUUUGUAGGUAAGCGUGAACGAAAUCUUUCUCAUGUUUGCAAGUUUUGCAGCGACUUGACGUUUGAAAUGUAUGGAAGCCCGUUGCCGCCACUGCAGGAAAAGAAAUAUCCCAAUGCUAACUAAUAAUUAUGAGAUAAAAAGUUGAAAUUUCUAGAUAAGUCAUAAUUACGAGAUAAAAACAUCAUAAUUAUGAGAUAGAGAAGUCAUAAUUAUGAGAUAAAAAGUUGAAGUUAUGAGAUAAGUCAUAAUUACGAGAUAAAAACAUCAUAAUUAUGAGAUAGAGAAGUCAUAAUUAUGAGAUAAAAAGUCAACAUUAUGACAUAAGUCGUAAGAUAAAAGUCUAAAUGUCUCGAUACGAAGGCAUACUUAUGAGAUAGAAACAUCAUAUCCAUGAGAUAAAAGGCUGAAAUUACAAGCUAAAAAGUCAUCAAUAUGAGAUAAAAAGUAAAAAUUGUGACAUACAAGUCAUAAUUAUGAGAUUAAAAGUCACAACUAGAGAUACGAACUGCUCAUGUGCUGCCUUCUUGACUGCAGCCUUCGUCACAUGACACUCGACACGUGCAGUUUGUAGCUCAUAAUUUCGACUUUUUAAUCUCAUUAUUAUGACUUUUUAUCUCAUACCUACGAUUUUUGAUCUCACAACUUUCGUGAGACUUACCAAUGGGGUAUUUUUCUUCUUUCAGUGGCGGAAACAGACGUGUUCUGAGCUGAAAAAUAAAAUCUACUGAAGGGUCAUUUGUGACGUUAUUAUGUGAAAUGUGGCGUACCUGCUGACUGCAGCCAGGAAGUUUUCAUCUGAACCUGAACGAGUACAAUUUGAUGAAGUGGUGUUUGUGACAUUGUGUGCAUGUUGGGGUUGUGGGUUUUUUUGCCACUGGGUGAGUAAAAAGUGUGUAUUUCAUUUUCGGUGAAUGAAAAAAAUCCAGAUUUACGUUCCAAAGCUUUGAAUAGAAACUGUAGCGUCAAGCCGGGUGUCAGCGUUUUCCACCGAGGGCCACAUAGCGAAAAAUGGAAGGACGCAAGGGCCAUUUUGGUAUUUUGUAACAGAUAUGCUAUGAAUUUAUGUAUAUUUCAAGAAAAAACAUUAUUCCUAGUAUGAACUUUGGUCUUUUUGUCCCCAUUUUUUUUGUUAUUGUGACUUUUAAAAACAAUGUCUUUUUUUUUAUAUUUCAGCUUUAUGCUGCUAAAAUGAUGUGAUUUUGCGACGUCAGUCUCGUAAAAUCAUUUUUAAAAUUUCUCGUCAGAUUACAACUUUUGAAAUAUGUUUUUACAUUUUGACUUUAUUUUCCAUUCUUCCGUUUCCUCGUUAAACGUCCAGAAUGUGCCUCCGGGCCACACUUUGGACACACCUGCUGUAACGGCGAGUGACCGUUUUACGCACCCUUUGCAAAAAACGGAAUUUCGCAAGCCGUCAUGACAGAAUAUCUUGUUGAUGGGAUAUUUUGUCCGAACUUGAAACUUGUGAUCAUCGCCUCUUUCUUCUCACCAUUCAGCAGAUCCCCAUCAGGAGGCCGCGAGUAACUCUUACAGCGAAUUGCGGAUCGCCACGUCUUUGAACUAACCGCAAAGCACAACAAUCUUUUUUCCUUUAAUCCUCGUCUUGUAUGUGGGUCGCUGGGGUCAAACGGGACUGGGGUCGUUGAGUAAAGAAGGGCUUUACUGUCUGCGUCCUUUAUAAGCGGCAUUGCAGGAGCUCAGUCAGGAUCAGCUUUUUUAUGUGCGAGGUAUUUAAAAAGCAGCUAGUUUGUCCUUGCCAGCAACAUUUCCGCUCUUCUUCUGUGAAGUCUCGCUGGACGGACAAGCAGCUACCAUUUCUCAGAACAAAGACCAAGCUUAA
This is a messenger RNA of Dunckerocampus dactyliophorus (ringed pipefish), 6901 nucleotides long. It is a transcript of the gene robo4, whose product is annotated as roundabout, axon guidance receptor, homolog 4 (Drosophila). Gene Ontology annotation, molecular function: cell-cell adhesion mediator activity. The record is from RefSeq and is a predicted model, not a curated record. Lineage: Eukaryota; Metazoa; Chordata; Actinopteri; Syngnathiformes; Syngnathidae. Gene Ontology annotation, biological process: axon guidance; dendrite self-avoidance; homophilic cell-cell adhesion. Gene Ontology annotation, cellular component: axon; plasma membrane. The transcript is spliced from 20 exons. Bases 321 to 3764 code for a protein of 1147 amino acids.